Prosopis cineraria is the source of this 762-nucleotide messenger RNA. RefSeq lists its product as uncharacterized. NCBI's taxonomy places the organism in Eukaryota, Viridiplantae, Streptophyta, Magnoliopsida, Fabales, Fabaceae. The coding region runs from base 63 to 410 and encodes 115 amino acids. The transcript is spliced from 3 exons. The record is from RefSeq and is a predicted model, not a curated record.
ACCCCCUAUUGCACAGAUCCUCUGAAAGGAAAAACCCUAACAGCAGAGGAAGGAGGAAGAGAAUGGCGAAGUCCAUGAGAUCGAAGAGGGAGAAGAGGCUGAGGGCUAUUCGUAGGGAGAUCGUUGAGCCUUUCUACGAUAAGAAAGAAGCCGCUAAGCUCGCCGCCCAAGAGGCUGCCCUCGCCGCCCCUAAACUUCCCGUUCGACAACCACCUAACAUCGCCAUGGACGCUUCCACCUCCGCCCCAGCGCUCACUACCGCCAUGGAUGUGGAGAUGGCUGAUGGCAAUCAAAGCAUGGUUUCCCUUAAGCCUACUGGUGGAGUUGGGAAGAAAUCUAAGAGAAAAUUCAAGGUUGGCAAAUGCAAACGCCGUGGCGCUAAAGGCAAGUUUAGGAAGAAGCACAUAUAAGUCUCCAAUUGAUAAUGGUUGUGGAAGGUUGAGUCGAGAGUUGCUGUAUGUCACCCGUGAUUCAUCAAGAAUGUUAAAAAUUUUGCCCCAAGUUAUGUUUGGAACGAGAAGUUAUGUUUGGAACGAGGAGGAUAUAGGACAUUAAAUUUUGUUCCUGAGUUAGUAUGGAAAUUUAAUCUUCCAAUUAAUGCAAGGUCUAUUUAUGCCCUCUUCGUUUUUCUUGUAAAACUUCUGCGGCGGGAAGAUAGUGCCAUAGUUUUUUCUAUCCCCCCAGUUGUUAAUUAUUGGACUGUAUUAAAAAAUCCUAAAAACCAUUCGGCAAUUUUAUUUAAAUCCCUAACUAUUGACUCUA